Molecule: messenger RNA, 3876 nt
Organism: Heterocephalus glaber (naked mole-rat)
Lineage: Eukaryota; Metazoa; Chordata; Mammalia; Rodentia; Bathyergidae
Gene: Prpf4
Product: pre-mRNA splicing tri-snRNP complex factor PRPF4
Biological process (GO): mRNA splicing, via spliceosome
Cellular component (GO): U4/U6 x U5 tri-snRNP complex
Molecular function (GO): U4 snRNA binding; U6 snRNA binding; protein binding
Source: RefSeq, a predicted model, not a curated record
GACUUCCAUCAUGCCUCGCGCCUCCUAUGUCACCGCCGCGUCCGUUUUGACUCACUUCCGGCUGGUGAAGCAAUUCCGCUUUGCUGCGCGCGCAGUGGACUGUCUGAAACUUAGAGCGCGGCUUUCACUGGGGUUUCGCGGCCCCGGAGCUCGGCAUGGCUUCUUCACGCGCCUCCUCCACGGCAACCAAAACUAAAGCACCUGAUGACUUAGUCGCUCCCGUUGUGAAGAAACCACACAUCUAUUAUGGAAGUUUGGAAGAGAAGGAAAGGGAACGCCUCGCCAAGGGAGAGUCUGGGAUUUUGGGAAAAGAAGGACUUAAAGCAGGCAUUGAAGCAGGAAAUAUUAAUAUAACUUCUGGAGAAGUAUUUGAAAUUGAAGAGCACAUCAGUGAGCGACAGGCAGAAGUGUUGGCUGAAUUUGAGAGAAGGAAGCGAGCUCGACAAAUCAACGUUUCCACAGAUGACUCAGAGGUCAAGGCUUGCCUCAGAGCCUUGGGGGAACCCAUCACACUUUUUGGAGAGGGCCCUGCAGAAAGAAGAGAAAGGUUAAGAAAUAUUCUCUCAGUGGUCGGUACUGAUGCCUUAAAAAAGACAAAAAAAGAUGAUGAAAAGUCUAAGAAGUCCAAAGAAGAGUAUCAGCAAACCUGGUACCAUGAAGGACCAAACAGCCUGAAGGUGGCUAGACUGUGGAUCGCUAAUUAUUCACUGCCUAGGGCAAUGAAACGCUUGGAAGAAGCCCGUCUCCAUAAAGAGAUUCCUGAGACAACUAGAACAUCCCAGAUGCAAGAGCUGCACAAAUCCCUCCGGUCUUUGAAUAAUUUCUGCAGCCAAAUUGGGGAUGAUCGGCCUAUUUCCUACUGUCACUUUAGUCCCAAUUCCAAAAUGCUGGCCACAGCUUGUUGGAGUGGGCUUUGCAAGCUCUGGUCUGUUCCUGAUUGUAACCUCCUUCACACCCUUCGAGGCCAUAAUACAAAUGUAGGAGCAGUUGUAUUUCAUCCCAAGUCCACUGUCUCAUUGGACCAAAAAGAUGUCAACCUGGCUUCUUGUGCUGCUGAUGGUUCUGUGAAGCUUUGGAGUCUUGACAGUGAUGAACCAGUGGCAGAUAUUGAAGGCCAUACAGUGCGAGUGGCCCGAGUAAUGUGGCAUCCAUCGGGACGUUUCCUGGGCACCACCUGCUAUGAUCGUUCGUGGCGCUUAUGGGAUUUGGAGGCUCAAGAGGAGAUCCUGCACCAGGAAGGCCAUAGCAUGGGUGUAUAUGACAUUGCCUUCCAUCAAGAUGGCUCUUUGGCUGGCACUGGGGGACUGGAUGCUUUUGGUCGAGUUUGGGACCUGCGCACAGGACGUUGCAUCAUGUUCCUAGAAGGCCACCUCAAGGAAAUCUAUGGAAUAAGUUUCUCCCCCAAUGGCUACCACAUUGCAACUGGAAGUGGUGACAACACCUGCAAAGUCUGGGACCUUCGACAGCGGCGCUGCAUCUAUACCAUCCCUGCCCAUCAGAACUUAGUGACUGGGGUCAAGUUUGAGCCUAUCCAUGGGAACUUCUUGCUCACAGGCGCCUAUGAUAACACAGCCAAGAUCUGGACCCACCCAGGCUGGUCCCCACUGAAGACUCUGGCAGGCCAUGAAGGCAAAGUGAUGGGCCUGGACAUUUCUUCUGAUGGGCAGCUCAUAGCCACUUGCUCAUAUGAUAGGACCUUCAAGCUCUGGGUGGCUGAGUAGGCAAGGCCUUUGGAGAAGGACUCACAUCAAGCUGCCCCUUAGAAGCCAUUUCCCUCAAAAGAAAAGAAUUGAUGUAUUUUAUUUUGUUCUGUCAUGUGUCCUGCCAAUUACCAAGUAUAGAUGCUCAAUAGAAUUGGUUUUCAUGUCAGCUCCCAGGCAGGCAGCCCAGUCCCUACAUGGUGGCAAAUCCAUUUCAUGGUUGAAAAUUUAAUUCUCAUCCUCAGGCCUUGCCACGAACUAGGUAGACAUUGUUUUUUUAUUAAUCUUUGUUUAAAUGUUCUACCAUCUUCCUCAUAGCACUCAAAAUUGUGACUAUUUUGCAUUUCUAGUUCUCAAAAACAUGCCUUUUCAUAACAUGGUUGCAUGUUUCAUGACUCCAUGUGAUCCAUCCAGCAAGAAGGUGGCUGGACUGUAUUCCAGAAGCCCUGGUAUAACAAGGAGCAUCUCACCACUCUGGUUGAACAAUGCCUGACCUACAGCAAGCCUCUUUCCCCUCCUUGCAAAUGAGAGGUGAAGCAGUAGACUGCAGCUAAGCUGGUGAUCAUGCAGGAAAGAAGAUUGGAUACUUCCUGUGGAAUUCACUUGGAAUGCUAACUGCAUCAGGAAACUCAGAACCAAACAUUGCCUUGGUCAGAAAAUGCCUUCCUAUUUUGCUUUAAGUUUGUCAUCCUUCCUGUUACCCUAAAACACGGCCAUUGUGUCAAGAUUCAAAGAAAUUUUUGGAAUUGUACAGCUCUAUUGUACAGCUUCUUUUCUGUUGGUUAAAGGAUGGACUUCAUGUAUUAAAGUCUAUUUCAUGUCCAAGUACCUGGAAAAAAUCCCUAGUGGGCAUUCCUAAACAUGAACCUUUUUUUCCUACAUAUUUGCUAAGAGUGAAAUCUUACCAUAAAAAAACUGUUCCUUAAAAAAUUAUUCUCUAGGGCCGGGAAUUUAGCUCAGUGGUUCUGCCACCUGCCCCACAAGCAUAAGGACCCGACCUUGAUCCCCCAUACCAAAAAAAAAUUAUUUUCCAGGGGCCUGGGGAUAUAGCUCAGUAGUAGGGUAUAUGAAGCCCUAGAUUUCAAUGCCCAGCACCCAAAAAAUUCUGAAGUUAAUAAUUUCCUGAAUUCUAGCCAUUAAUCCAAGGAGGUCUUUUUCUUAAAAUCUAGAAUGACUUCAGAUGUGGAUUACUCCAGUUUCUGUCUCCUGGAUAAGUACUCUUGUUCUUAUCCUUUAAAAUAGAGUGUAAGAGCUGUUGGACUCAUAGGCCAGGCUAUAGCUGUAUGUGGACUCCGUAAUUAUUUAUCAGUUGUGUAGUGAUUACCUCUACCUCUUUCCACCCCACAUACACAUCCUCUGGACUCUGAAAUGAUAGUAAAUUUACACACAAGUAGAGGAAUUUGGAAGAAGAAAGUACAUAUAGAGAAGAAUUAAGGGCUUUAUAAUAGCUUCCCCUUGAAUAUUCAAAACCCUUUUCAUUUGCUGUUCCAAAGGGAUUGAGGAUAGUCUAGCCUCUAUUCUGAAAUUAUGAAUGUGUGAUUGUAGCUAAACAUACUGUUUUUAAUCUGAUUUCAAUUAUAACCAAAUAGUUGCAUUUCCUGUAUAGUUGUUAAGCCUUGGAAUUCUGACGUCUACUCCCCUGUUGGAUACUUUGAGUUCUAUUUCUAAUAUGGUUUGCCAUAAAAAGAAACUUUUUUUUCAUUACCAUUUUUGUAGUUAUCUGUAAAAUAAUGAUGGACAUUGGUGUAUUAGCAUGUAACAGAUACAGUAUGCUAACAAAGAUUUUCCAUUUCUCAGGUUUAAAUUUUACUGUUAGUUCCCUUAGACCUGUCUUGUUUUUUGGUGGUUCCCAAAGGGUAACGUGGGCUAAAACAUCUCGUCUAACCCUUUGGCAGAAUGUUUGGUGGAAUAACCAUUUCUUCAAACAUCAUUGUAAAAGAUGGUUUGCUGAGAAACCCAAAGCCAGAUGUAGCAUUUCAUGAUGACUGUCACAAAGAAAUUAUGACAUCAUAGCCACCGCUUAACAGAAUCCUUCCUUCCUGCAUAAUGUACCAGGCGUAUUUGACAUAUUGUUUGACCCUCACAAUCAUGAAUUUAUUCCCUUUUUAUAAGGAAAACUGAUGCUUAAAGAAGUAGCUUGUUCAAGAUUACCUACUUAGUAAAUGGUGAAACUGAA